Molecule: messenger RNA, 1704 nt
Organism: Didymosphaeria variabile
Lineage: Eukaryota; Fungi; Ascomycota; Dothideomycetes; Pleosporales; Didymosphaeriaceae
Exons: 3
Coding region: 1-1704 (567 amino acids)
Source: RefSeq, a predicted model, not a curated record
AUGCGCCAGUCGAGCAUAGGCAUUCGCCGGAUGCCUUCAGCAGGCGAAGUGCAACAUGCCUACGCCGCCAAGAAUGCGUCCACAAACGCUCUGCAACAAUCGACGACGCGGCUGCCUGCGCUCGAGGAAGACGUUCAGCUAGAGCCCAUCAACACAGGCUCCACGACCUCCACCGAGUCCGACGGCCCGCGGAAUGAGCCCAACAUGCUCUCGCGGGCUACCAGCGCCGUCUCCGCCAAAUUGGCCUUCUUCAAGAGCAAGAAAGGCAAGGAAAAGGAGCUUGACAGUGCACAAGACUACCCGCCGGCCGCACCUGGGGACCGGCCAUGGACCAACUACUCGUCCAACAUGGUCGACGUCUUGGACACACUCGGUAUGCUUGACCGCAAUCUGGCCAAAGCCUACCCCGAAGUACAGACUCUCACAUCCCUGACCAAUAUUCAGAACUCGCUUUUUGUUCCCAAUCUAGGCAGAUUUGUGAACCGUAGACCAACCUACGUUAUGCAGCGCGCACCAAGUGAAAGGGAGAGCCUCGAAGAUAUCAACCGCAUCCUGGCGCCUGUACAGGAGUCACAGCAAGUAUCGGAGGCUCCCGGCUUGAAGCGCACCCAGACUGAAGGUACAAUGGCUACAUUGGCCACCAUUGACUCGCGCAUGAGUGAUUCCCGCUAUGCUGUACUUCCUCACGGCACAACGCUCGACGGCUGGACAAAGGAGGACAAAAAGGAGUUGAAUGACCACGUGAGACACAUGCUUCACUCGCGAAGAUCGAGGUUCAAGCGUUCCAUGAGGGGCUUCGGGCAAUAUGUUAGACGACCACUUGGCUUCCUGGUCACUUUGUACGCCACAUUGAUCACCCUAUUUGGUCUCGCGUGGGUCCUCUUCCUGAUCGGCUGGAUCAACGUCGGUGGCCGGCAGAUCUACGUCGUCCACAUCAUCGACAGCGUUUUGGUCGCCCUAUUUGCCGUUGUCGGUGAUGGUCUCGCUCCUUUCCGCGCCAUUGAUACGUACCACAUGAUCUAUAUCGCGCACUACCACCACUAUACUUGGUCUCGUCGAAAGAAGGAUAUGCUUCCCAGCCUUCGUGACCACAAUGAUCUACCUGCCAACAACGCUCCCAUGGCUAGUCGCAAUGGCACCGACCCCGAGGAUCCCGAAAAGCAGUGGGAGUUCACGGUGCUUACGCCUAAGCAGCAAGCCAAGCUAGAACACCAUCAAACCAAGUUCUGCAAGUCUCACUCCUUUUACAAGCCUCACGAGACAGACACGCACCACGCUUUCCCAUUACGUUUGCUGGUAGCUAUUGUCGUGCUUUUGGAUUGCCAUUCAUUGCUGCAGAUCUCUCUUGGUGCCGUCACUUGGGGUUGGUAUUACAAGAUCAGGCCGUUCGCCGUUACUACGGUGAUUCUCUGCUGCUCCAUCACCUGCAACGCUGCAGCCGGUCUUCUCAUCACAAUCGGAGAUCAUCGGACUAGGAAGAAGGACGUCUUGGAACGCAUGAACAGGCAAGAGCUGACGGAAGAGGCAAUGCACCACAUAGAAAAGAAGAGAGAUAAAGAGAGCGAGAGCGAGAGGGAAGAUAUUGAGGAGAGCAGCAAGAAGGGACGAACGAGCUUACAUCUUCAUCGGCAUCGGCAAUCGGAGGAAAAUGGCACGAACAGGCAGCCUAGCAAGGAAGAGCCGGCACAAAGUGCGUACCCGUGA